UCCACCGACCAAAAUAUCUUCAGUGGUGGGUGAGAGCCCCUCGAUCGAGACAUUAUGGAUGAACCAAUAAGUAUACCAGAGUCAACGUAAACAUAACUGUUGCAGUGAAACAUCAUCAAAGCAAUUAUGUAACCAGAAAUCCGUGAUUUUACCUCAAGACUGAAGACAUUCUCACAGUGACAGGAAUCGGAUCCUCCCUCACCGGCAGCACAGAUCUAGUACCAAAAAAGAAGAAACAAAGAAACGCGCAACCUUGCACGGCACGAUCAAGAGCCGUGCAGCCACAGUAACCUACUUCAGGAGUGCCGCACCACCGUGAGCAUCCAAGUUGCAUUUUCUCCUCUCACCCUAACUUGAUUGUGCCGGAGAAAUGAUUUCAGCAGACGUCACUCAUCUGCAUAGGGAGUAAAAUGCAACCAUCCUGCAUCAAGCUUCUCGCGCACUGAAACUCACUGUACCCUGGCCGUGUGAUUUUAAAGGACCUACUAAUUGCUGCAUAACCGAAACUACAAACAUGGAAGAUAGGAAAACACAUCUGGUUUGCAAACUGUCCAAGAUGGAUGCAGCGCCGCUGUGCGCAGGGAUGCACGGUGGAGCGGCAGCAGGUUGUCUUUAAACGCCCCAUCAUCAUCAUCAUCAUCAUCAUCCUCGCGGUUUUGCCUACAUCUGUGCCUCCGUGUUGUCAGUAAAAAAAAAAAAAAUUCUCUCCACCUUUUUUUUUUGUUGCAGGAGGAGGAUGUUACUAGCAUCCGCCGUGGUGGUAUGGGAAUGGCUGAACGAGCACGGACGCUGGCGGCCCUACAGCCCGGCUGUCUGUCAUCACAUCGAGGCAGUCAUCCGGAGCGACCCGCGGUGUGGUAGUGUUGUCCUCGGCCAGGUGGACUCUCGCCUCUCGCCCUACAUCAUCGACUUGCAUUCCAUGCACCAGUUCCGACAAGACACAGGUACCCUUCGACCGGUACGACGUAGCUUCUACGACCCCACCUCAGCGCCAGGCCAGGGCUGGUUGUGGGAGUGGGAGAACGACGCUGGCAGUUGGACGGCGUACGACACGGAGGUGGGCAUCGCUAUACAGGCAGCACGCGAUCGCCAGCAGCCCUGGCUGGACCUGGCGCCGCUGGGUUUCUGCUACCUCAUUGACUUCGAGAGCAUGACCCAAAUCAACGGGCAGACGCAGCGCUGCCGACGCAUCCAGCGCCGCUCCGACCUGGCUUACCCGCUGGUGUCCGGGCCCCUGCCCAAAUCCCACCACGCCUGGGGGCCCAUGUCCAUGCCCAGCCAUGGAGGACUGCUCGGUGUGGACGUAUCUGGGGUGGGCAUGGGGGUACGGAUGAGCAGCGGUGGGACUGGAAACGGGAGCGCGUACCCCAGUGGGGCGCUCCCGGCCUCAGCCAUCACUUCCUUAGGACAACCCUGCGCCUGUCAGCAGUGUAUGCUGGUGCUGAGUGUCAAAGCGGGCGCCAUGUCUGCUCACACUCUGGGUCGGAGGCCGCCACAGACCAAGCCACCUAGUCCCAAAAUCAGUAGUUACCCCAUCCCAGGGUCUUCGUACUCGCUGACACUCCCUCGGCCUCCUUCCCUGUCUCGGUCUUACUCCCCCCACAGGACGUCCAUAGUCGGGGUGCCAGGUGGCUUCAGUGUUGGUGGUAUGGGUGGUGCAGGAGGCGUCGGUUUCAUCGGCGGUGGCGGUGUUGGCAGUGCCAGCUUCGGUUACGGAGGAGGCUUCCCCCACUCACUGUCCUUCCUUGGCUCAGCCACCGGUGCCCUCUCCAUCUCCUCCACCCGGCCCCCUCCGCCGCCUCUCCCGCCUCCACCACCGCCUCCCCUUUCCGCCGCCACCACCCUCUCAUCCGCUGCCACCUCCCCCCCGCACCCCUCCACCUCGUCCUCCCUCUCUGCCGCCGGUUCCGCUCCCGCGGCGCCCGCUCCGGGCCCGCCUCUCAUCUCCACCUCUGCCUCCACCUGCACGCCAUCGCCUUCGGCCCGCGUCCUGGGUCCAGUGUCUUCGUCUGGUGCUGCCGCCUGCGCAGCCCCUCUGCCGCCCCGGUCCAGCCUGGCGGGGCUGAGCCGACCUGCGCUGCAGCGUAUAGCCAUGGCUCAGUCGCGCGCCCUUAUUGCCUCUGGAGUGCCAACUGUUCCAGUCAAGAACCUGAAUGGAUCAAGUCCUGUACAUCCUGCACUGGCAGGCAUUACAGGCAUCCUGAUGAGCGCAGCAGGACUUCCUGUCUGCCUGACCCGCCCUCCCAAGCUGGUGCUUCAUCCUCCACCCAUCAGCAAGAGUGACAUCAAGCCCGUCCCCGGUCUGGGCCACUGCUGUCGCAAAACCACCAAGAAACAGGCUCGUAAAGGGAAGACCCCUGAGGAGGUGGUGAAGAGGUACCUUCAGAAAGUCCGCAAUCCGCCAGAGGAGGACUGCACCAUCUGCAUGGAGGCCCUGGCCGGGCCAUCAGGCUACAAAGGCCCCGGCGUGGGUGGCAUCUCCCGGGCCGAGUCAGUGGGCCGCCUCGCACAGUGCGGCCACCAGUACCAUCUCCAAUGCCUCGUCGCUAUGUACAACAACGGCAACAAGGACGGCAGCCUGCAGUGUCCCACCUGCAAGACCAUCUACGGAGUCAAGACCGGCAACCAGCCCCCCGGCAAAAUGGAGUACCACGUCAUCCCCCACUCGCUACCGGGCCACCCGGACUGCAAAACCAUCCGUAUCAUUUAUAACAUCCCUCCUGGCAUCCAGGGCCCAGAGCACCCGAAUCCAGGCAAACCCUUCACUGCCCGCGGGUUCCCCAGACACUGUUACCUCCCUGACAGCGAGAAGGGACGCAAGGUUCUGAGGCUUCUUCUGGUAGCGUGGGACCGCCGGCUCAUUUUCUCCGUGGGUACAUCCAGCACCACCGGCGAGUCGGAUACAGUCAUCUGGAACGAGGUACACCACAAGACAGAGUUCGGCUCCAACCUGACGGGCCACGGCUACCCCGACCCGGGCCACUUGGACAACGUUCUGGAGGAGCUCAAGGCUCAGGGCAUCACCGAGGAGGAGUGCCUGCCCAGAGACUGAACAGACGCAUCCAAAAACGCUGUAGACACGAGAAGAAACACGGGAUCCUGGAACGGGAUUCACGGCCAGACAGACAAAUGAACUUAAAAGUAUGCUUAAAAAAAGACAAACAGAGAGAACUUUUACCAACUGAGAAAAAGCAAAACUUUACGGGAGCGUUGGAGUAAGUGUUUCAGCAGAUUUUGCUGGGAAUUAAAUGUCAUGACUGCAUGAGUCAGUUACGAUACAUGGGAAGACUUUUUUUUUUUCCUCCCAAUGCAGUAACCGUGUCAAGAUCCAAGAUGUUAUUCAGUGAGACAUUUGAGACCACUGUGCACAUACAAGUCAGUGUUGGUUUAAAAAAAAACAAAAAAAACAACAACAACUGUCAUUUAUACUGUGAGACUUCAUUUCAAGAAUGUAACUUAAGUGAAUUUAGCUGAAUUGAUCAAGUGUUUACCACAACUACUACUGCUGCUGCUGCUAUGUGGAGCUGAACGGAGGUUACACUGAAAAGGAGUGAAGGUCUGUAAGUUGUUUCAAGUCCACAAGCAGAAGAAACUUGUCAUUGCAGAUAAAUAUUUCAAAUGUAUAACUGGAUAUCUGAGCAUGAAUAUUUGCUGACCUCUAGUGGUACUUUUCCAGAACUACAUUCCUGUUUAGGUUUGAUUUAUAUUUUAUUGUAUUGUUGUAUAUUAUGAAUACUUGAUAUAUGAUAUUGUUUCCAUUCUGUCAUGUUUUUUUAACAUUUUAAUUAGACAUGUUGUUUUAUAUGGUGUGCUUCUUUGCAUUGUUUUCAGUUGUGGGGUGAAGUUAAGAUAAACUGCUGGUGUACCAGAGUUUGCCUGACACUUUAUAUGCCAUAUACCAGCCCCCUUUCUUUAACAAAAUUGUUUUGUUUUUUUCUCAGUAUUUUGUAUUAGAUUAGUUCACAAACUGACAUUCCUUAAUUGUUCUGCCCUCAGAGCAUGGGUGCAUUUAAUAGCUUUCUAUGUCUUCUUGUAUCUGCAGUAAUGUUAAGAACUGAUAGAGGAUAGGCGACUAUGGAUUACACCAUUCCCCCCCCCAGGAGGAGUAAAUUCCCAAAAAGCUAGGAUUGGACCUCCUGCCUGAGCUCAGACUUGCACAGAGCUUUCUACUUAGUAUCAAAAUGAACCAGACAGCUUGUAUCUACUGUAUAAUUGUGUAGGACACACACACACCAGCCUCAAAUGCUCUACUCACACUAAACAUGUGCUCAUCAGUUGUUUUCAUCAUAUGUAGUUUUUGCCAUGAGCAGGUGCAGAAGACUAUCUCUUGUUGUGGAUCCAGCUUUGGCCAAAGUGGUCCAGUUAGUGUGCAUUCGGUCCAUUGUGGACCGGUUUAAUAUGAGGUACAGUAGAUGAGAUGUACAACCGUAUGUGUUGACAUACUAAUGUAGGCCAACAUUAAAAGCAUUUAUACUUUAUGAUACUUACUGUAUGCACUGUAUUGUAUGUAUGUGUUUUAUGUGCACAAAUUUGCAUUAAACGUUUUUCUAAGGUUC
Messenger RNA from Cyclopterus lumpus (lumpfish), 4556 nucleotides. It is a transcript of the gene dtx4a, whose product is annotated as deltex 4, E3 ubiquitin ligase a. Gene Ontology annotation, biological process: Notch signaling pathway; protein ubiquitination. The transcript has 10 exons. The record is from RefSeq and is a predicted model, not a curated record. Lineage: Eukaryota; Metazoa; Chordata; Actinopteri; Perciformes; Cyclopteridae. Gene Ontology annotation, cellular component: nucleoplasm. The coding region runs from base 737 to 3052 and encodes 771 amino acids. Gene Ontology annotation, molecular function: ubiquitin protein ligase activity; zinc ion binding.